Messenger RNA from Entelurus aequoreus (snake pipefish), 6889 nucleotides. RefSeq names its product ARVCF delta catenin family member b (gene arvcfb). The transcript is spliced from 17 exons. NCBI's taxonomy places the organism in Eukaryota, Metazoa, Chordata, Actinopteri, Syngnathiformes, Syngnathidae. Gene Ontology annotation, molecular function: cadherin binding. Gene Ontology annotation, cellular component: plasma membrane; nucleus; adherens junction. Bases 1269 to 4205 code for a protein of 978 amino acids. The record is from RefSeq and is a predicted model, not a curated record. Gene Ontology annotation, biological process: cell-cell adhesion; cell-cell junction assembly.
GAAAUUGAAAAAAUAAAUGAAUAUAAAAAAUGUGCGGAUAAUUGCCUUUUAUUAUUUUCAACUAGCAUAAGAUAUGAAAGAUAGAUAUUUAUUAAGAUGACAAAAAUAAAAUAAAUGAAGAUAUAAAACAUAAUAUAACGGAAAAAAAAGAGAAAUUGAAAAAAUAAAUGAAUAUAAAAAAUGGGUGGAAAACAGUAUACUGAGUUUUUCACAUUUUUUUCUUAUUUUUGUUGUAACAAUGCACAACAGAGCUUGAUAAUCGUGUCAGAGCCUGAUUUAAAGCGUCAUGAUCGCAUCAAAGCAUAAUAAAGUUCAAUAAAGCGUAAUAAAACGUAUCAAAGCGUGAUUUAAAGCGUAUCAAAGCGGGAUCAAAUUGUGAGGAACGGUAACAAAGCGGCAACUAAUUCGUAUCAGAGCGUAUCAGAGAGUAUCAGAGCGUAUCAAAGCAUAACAUUACUUCGGAGAUCGGGAUAUUCGUGGAAAAAUUGACAAAAAUGACGGCGCUUUGCUAGCCGCUUUAAAGCGCGGCGAGCGCCGUUGGUGUGAACCAGGCAUAAAUUACUUUCAAAUUCAUGUAAAAUUACAGUAAUUAUAUUUCAUUAAAUAUGUAGCCUGUUAUAUAAAAGUCUAUGUCCAUACUAACAAUCUAACACAGGGGUGUCAAACUCAAAUACAGAGUGGGCCAAAAUGUAAAACUUAACAAAGCCGCGGGCCAAGGUUGAACAAAUUAACCUUUAACGUACUCUACGAGCCGUCGUCACGUCCGCUUUUCAUCCAUUCUAACAUCGUUCAGACCCAGUCACAAGAUAUGUGCGGCUUCUGUACGCACCCACGAAUAUAAGUUGAAAAGUGUUUGCAAAUCAUUGUAUUCUGUUUUUAUUUACAAUUUACACAAGGUGCCAUCUUUACUGGAUUUGGGUUUUGUAGCUCCAUCAAGCUUUCAAUCACUCCCUGUGAUUGAAUAGAGGCUGUAAAAUGUUAUCUCUGCUCCACAAGUCUCCUCCAUUCACAACAGAAAUACAUCUUAUUUGCUAAUCGGUUCCUGUAGACCAUGUGUAUAAUUGGCUUUCUUGCAAAACAUUGAAAAAUUGCUUUGCUAAUCCCAGUGUGGGAAAUUGCCUCCGGAAGCUGCGGCCGGUUACGAGCGAUUGGACCGCGGCUUGCGUGCUCCUCACAGGUGUUCCUGGGAUCUCAGCCAAUGCUGUGCUUUGUGGUGAAGAUGGAUCAUCCGCUAAUGAGUGGCAGGGAAAGCACAGCCGAUACCGGACAUGGAGGACUAUGACGUUCGCUCAGCUGCCAGCAUCCUGGCGUCGGUGAAAGAGCAAGAGGCUCGUUUCGAGCAGUUGACCCGAGCGCUGGAGGAAGAGCGUCGCACCCUGCAGCUCGGGCGGGACAAUCCGCCGCCGAACCCUGCCACCAGCCAACCGUUGGCAUGGCAGCAGGUGGUGAUGCAGGAGCAGAGCCCCAGCAACGCCACUUCUAUGGCCAUGAUGCAGGAGCCGCAGGACGUGGUGGAGGAGACGGUCACCAUAGAAGAGGACCCUGGUACCCCGACUUCUCAUGUUUCCGUCGUCACCUCCGACGACGGGACCACGCGGCGCACAGAAACUAAGGUGACCAAAAUGGUGAAGACAGUGACCACACGAACGGUGCGACAGGUUCCUCUCGGUCCCGAUGGCUUGCCUAUGCCUGAGGGCUCGUCCCCUUUGGGAAGCUACACAGACUCCAUUGACCGGCGCUACAUGAAGAACGGCGGCGACCGUUUCAUUACCCCUCAAGCUUCGUCCACCUUGACACGCUCCUACAACAACUCCUACAAUGAUUCCUACGGUGAAACGCCUGAGAGUCAGUACAUCCGCCACUACGGUCUGCACGAUGGCUACACUGAUUUGACAGACAACUACGGCAGCCUGUCACGAGGCAUCAACUUCAGACCACCUCGCUACCCCUACAUGCCUAACAGCUAUCGGCCAGAGAACAGCUACACACUGCCAAAUCGUAAGGAUGACUACGGUCACAUGGCCCAACCCCAGGUGCCUAUGGGUAGCAGCACGGUGGACCUGAAUCGCUCGCAGCCUGAGCGCUUUCAGCCCGAACCAUAUGGUCUGGAGGACGAUCGCCGCAGCUUCGGCCCCGAGGACGAGGAGCCAUAUGAGCUCGAGCCUGACUAUUCCACCGCUAACCGACGCACACUAAAAGGAGCCAACCGGGGUCGCACCCACAGGGAACCUCUUCGUGAUGGACCCAGAGUCAGAGGCUACCCAGAUGAACCCAUUGACACCGAGCUGAUUGAUGAACGCCACCCUUACAUCCAGGGCAUAUAUUCUGCACCACUGGCCCAGCCGGAGCGGGGUAGCAUGGCCAGUCUGGACCGCAUGGGCGGUCGGCGCUCGCCCUCCAUCGACAGCAUCCGUAAGGAUCCACGCUGGCGUGACCCAGACCUCACGGAAGUCAUCGCCAUGUUGGCCCACCCCAUCGACCCCGUCAAAUCCAAUGCCGCGGCUUAUUUGCAGCACCUGUGCUAUGAAAAUGACAAAAUCAAAAAGGACGUGCGUCACCUCAAAGGAAUUCCGGUCCUGGUGGGGCUGCUGGACCACCCCAAGUCUGAGGUCCAUCGCAAGGCCUGCGGUGCCCUGCGCAACAUCUCGUAUGGCAAGGACAAUGACAAUAAGGUGGCGAUCAAAAACUGUGACGGAAUUCCUGCCCUCGUCCGCCUCUUGAGGAAGACCAACGACAUGGAGGUUCGAGAGCUCAUCACUGGAACUCUUUGGAACCUUUCCUCCUAUGAACCCUUGAAGAUGGUGAUCAUCAACCACGGUCUGCAAACAAUGACCAACGAGGUCAUAAUCCCACACUCUGGUUGGGAGCAUGAACCAAACGAGGACUCCAAGCCACGCGACGCAGAGUGGACCACUGUCUUCAAGAACACAUCUGGGUGCCUAAGAAACGUGAGCUCAGAUGGGGCGGAGGCUCGACGCAGACUGAGGGAGUGUGACGGCCUGGUGGACGCACUGCUGCACGCCCUCCAGUCAGCUGUAGGGAAGAAAGAUAUGGACAAUAAGUCUGUGGAGAACUGCGUCUGCAUCAUGAGGAACCUGUCCUACCACGUCCACAAGGAAGUGCCAGGGGCCGACAGGUUCCAAGACCCGUCGGCGCCACAGGCCCCCGGCUCUGCGGGGCCACAGAGGAAGAAGAAGGACGACGCCGGCUGCUUUGGAGGCAAGAAAGCCAAAGAGGAAUGGUUUAAUCAAGGUAGAAAAAAUGGUGAGAAUGACAAAAACUAUGACACAUUGGAUCUUCCCAAGCGUACGGAGCCAUCUAAAGGUUUUGAGCUGCUGUAUCAGCCAGAGGUGGUGAGGCUCUACCUAUCUCUGCUGACGGAGAGUCAAAACUACAACACCCUGGAGGCGGCCGCGGGUGCUCUGCAGAACCUCGGUGCCGGACAAUGGACUUGGUCUAACUACAUCCGGGCCACCGUGCGUAAAGAGAAAGGUCUCCCCAUCCUGGUAGAGCUGCUGCGAUCCGACUCCGACAAGGUGGUCCGAGCUGUGGCCAUCGCCCUCCGCAACCUCUCCAUCGACCGCCGCAACAAGGACCUGAUUGGAAGUUAUGCCAUGCGGGACUUGGUCAGUAAUUUGCCAAGCGGACAGCAGCGACCAGCCAAGAACUUGGAGGAAGACACGGUGGUUGCCAUCCUCAACACCAUCCAUGAGAUCGUCACGGACAGCUCCGAAAACGCUCGCUCCCUCAUCCAGGCCCAGGCCAUCGAGAAGCUGGUGGCGAUUAACAGGACCAGUCAGUCGCCCAGAGAAACAAAGGCAGCGUCUCAUGUGCUGCAAACGGUGUGGAGUUAUAAGGAUCUAAGGAACGCCUUGACAAAGGACGGCUGGAACAAGAGCCAUUUCCAGGUACUGGAUAAGUCACCCACAGCGACGGCAACCCCCAAAGCAACCAAGAACGGCAAACCAGGCUAUGAUGACACGACGCUGCCCCUGAUGGAGAAGAACCAAGAUGGUUACUCCACCAUCGACCAGAGGGACAAAGACUGCAAAUACAAGACAGGCGACAGCUCGGUGGACCUGACAGAACGGGAACCAUUAAAGAAUGACACAAGUAGGAAACACUAUAUCAGGAGUAACAGGCCUGCGGUCAGUCUGGUGGACGCUUGUGAUGUUAAGCCCCAGCCUGUUGAUUCCUGGGUCUAAAUGCAUGCAUGGUAAGGUCUGAAAAGGAAAAAAAAAAUCUGCAAAAUAACCACCCUCACCUCUUAAGUUGGACUGCAGCAACCCUUUUUCCAUUCCCUGUUUUGUUCAUCAGUUCCGUCUCCUUUCCCCUUACCUGCAACACAAUGCAUCAUCACUUUGCACCUGCAACAAGCGCAGAUCUCACCUGGUUCCACUGUAUGUACUCGGGUCAAAAUUGCAGUGGUCAAAAUGUAUCAGUGGGGGGGGAAUAAAUGAAUAUAAAAAAUGUGUGGAUAAUUGCCUUUUAUUAUUUUCAACUAGCAUAAGAAAUGAAAGAUAGAUAUUUAUUAAGAUGACAAAAAUAAAAGAAAUGAAGAUAUAAAACAUAAUAUAACGGAAAAAAAAGAGAAAUUGAAAAAAAUAAAUGAAUAUAAAAAAUGGGUGGAUAAUUGCCUUUUAUUAUUUUCAACUAGCAUAAGAAAUGAAAGAUAGAUAUUUAUUAAGAUGACAAAAAUAAAAGAAAUGAAGAUAUAAAACAUAAUAUAACGGAAAAAAAAGAGAAAUUGAAAAAAAUAAAUGAAUAUAAAAAAUGUGUGGAUAAUUGCCUUUUAUUAUUUUCAACUAGCAUAACAAAUGAAAGAUCGAUAUUUAUUAAGAUGACAAAAAUAAAAGAAAUGAAGAUAUAAAACAUAAUAUAACGGGAAAAAAAAGAGAAAUUGAAACAAUAAAUGAAUAUAAAAAAUGUGUGCAAAACAGUAUACUGAGUUUUUCACAUUUUUUUCUUAUUUUUGUUGUAACAAUGCACAACAGAGCCUGAUUUAAAGCGUCAGGAUCGCAUCAAAGCGUAAUAAAGUUCAAUAAAGCGUAAUAAAACGUAUCAAAGCGUGAUUUAAAGUGUAUCAAAGCGUGAGGAACGGUAACAAAGCGGCAACUAAUUCGUAUCAGAGCGUAUCAGAGCGUAUCAAAGCAUAACAUUACUUCAGAGAUCGGGAUAUUCGUGGAAAAAUUGACAAAAAUGACGGCGCUUUGCUCGCCGCUUGAAAGCGCGGCAAGCGCCGUUGGUGUGAACCAGGCAUAAAGCAAUAGACUCCAGGAACUGAUUAUUGUUGGGUGGCCACUGAUGUCCCCACUGAGCAUGUGGUGGUUUAGGUCAACAUUUUAUUCCAUCAGCAUUGGGUCUGUUUGUUUGUGUCCCAUUCUUUUAAUGCCAUACGUCCAUGUGUCGUAGCUUCAUGUUGACCUUCCUGUCUUCCUACUCCAAGUCAUCAUAUUUUCUCUCCAUGCUCGUUUUUAUCCUAACUGUAUCACAACUUGAGAUCUGUAGCCACAGUGGUGCUAUUCAGUCUAGUAAUGCUGCCUGAUUCCAAAGGUAUACACCGUUAGAAUGACCUAAGGUAAGUAAUUGCGCCUCAACUCCAGCCUCUCAUGAUUUUAAUCAUUAUCAGACAAUUAAGUUCAUCUCUCAUACCUCUUUUUAGUAGACUUCAAAGGCAUUGCGAUGACAAGUUCAAUAGCUUAUUACUAUUUGUGUUUGCAUGUAAUUGAAAGAAAAAGCAUUAAAAUAAACUACCGUACAUCACUAGUAGACACUCGUGAUCUCGCCCUGUCUCUGUCCUGUCCGCGUCGAGGUACUCGAUGUCCGUCCUUGGUUGUCAGCAGGCAGGGUCUGGAAUCAAACUGCCGACACGAGACAACCUCGCAAAGCAAGAUUACCCGUUGUGUGCCUUUGUACAGAUAGAAAAGUACAACUUCAACACAAUUGAUAAUAACUAUAGCAACAGCCUUUAAGCAUGAGAGUUGUGUGAUAACUCAUACAUACAAACCCCGCUUCCAUAUGAGUUGGGGAAUUGUGUUAGAUGUAAAUAUAAACGGAAUACAAUGAUUUGCGAAUCAUUUUCAACCCAUAUUCAGUUGAAUAUGCUACAAAGACAACAUAUUUCAUGUUCAAACUGAUAAACUUUUUUUUUUUUUUGCAAAUAAUCAUUAACUUUAGAAUUUGAUGCCAGCAACACGUGACAAAGAAGUUGGGAAAGGUGGCAAUAAAUACUGAUAAAGUUGAGGAAUGCUCAUCAAACACUUAUUUGGAACAUCCCACAGGUGUGCAAGCUAAUUGGGAACAGGUGGGUGCCAUGAUUGGGUAUAAAAACAGCUUCCCAAAAAAUGCUCAGUCUUUCACAAGAAAGGAUGGGGCGAGGUACACCCCUUUGUCCACAUCUGCGUGAGCAAAUAGUCAAGCAGUUUAAGAACAACAUUUCUCAAAGUGCAAUUGCAAGAAAUUUAGGGAUUUCAACAUCUACGCUCCGUAAUAUCAUCAAAAGGUUCAGAGAAUCUGGAGAAAUCACUGCACGUAAGCGGCAUGGCCGGAAACCAACAUUGAAUGACCGUGACCUUCGAUCCCUGUAUCAAAAACUGACAUCAAUCUCUAAAGGAUAUCACCACAUGGGCUCAGGAACACUUCAGAAAACCACUGUCAGUAACUACAGUUGGUCGCUACAUCUGUAAGUGCAAGUUAAAACUCUACUAUGCAAAGCGAAAGCCAUUUAUCAACAACACCCAGAAACGCCGCCGGCUUCUCUGGGCCCGAGAUCAUCUAAGAUGUACUCAUGCAAAGUGGAAAAGUGUUCUGUGGUCUGACGAGUCCACAUUUCAAAUUGUUUUUGGAAAUAUUCGACAUCGUGUCAUCCGGACCAAAGGGGAAGCGAACC